This is a messenger RNA of Naegleria fowleri, 957 nucleotides long. RefSeq lists its product as uncharacterized. The coding region runs from base 1 to 957 and encodes 318 amino acids. The record is from RefSeq and is a predicted model, not a curated record. The transcript is spliced from 3 exons. Gene Ontology annotation, biological process: DNA-templated transcription initiation. Lineage: Eukaryota; Heterolobosea; Eutetramitea; Acrasida; Naegleriidae. Gene Ontology annotation, molecular function: DNA binding; RNA polymerase II general transcription initiation factor activity.
AUGUCUGCAGGCGACAAUGAAUACGAUGAACUUCUCAACAAUUUGACCAAUCCCAUGAAUUACAUGCAGGGAGGAGGCUUCGGGAUGGGUCUUCCUACUUCUUCUUCUGCAUCAGCAAGUACUCCCAUGCCUUAUACUCCAACUCCUCAAACACCAAUGGUUUCAACGCCAAUGAUUCAUACACCUGUACAUACACCUCUGCAUACACCACUUCCUACUGGCUCGUUUGUUCCACCUUUUAAUCCAAUGGGAAUGAAUGCUCCUCCAACGACACCUUAUGCUGGUAAUUUACCUACAGUGGCCUCGACACCAUUACCACCUUCAAGUUCUGUGGUUGGUCCUCCAACAACAACUCCCAUCACGAUUCACGAGAAUGAACAUGGCAUUGUUCCAAUCAUACAAAAUGUUGUGUCAACCGUAAAUCUCGGAUGUGAAUUGAAAUUAAAGCAAAUUGCACUUCAUGCAAGAAAUGCAGAAUACAAUCCAAAGCGUUUUGCUGCCGUGAUUAUGCGUAUCAGAGAGCCAAAGACCACAGCUCUCAUUUUCGCGAGCGGUAAGAUGGUCGUUACUGGUGCAAAAUCAGAAGACGAGUCCAGAUUAGCAGCUAGAAAGUAUGCUCGUAUCAUUCAAAAGUUAGGAUUUAAUGCAAAAUUCACAGAAUUCAAAAUUCAAAACAUUGUUGGAAGUUGUGAUGUUGGUUUUCCAAUUCGUCUUGAGGGUCUGAAUUGUCAACACCACAACUAUGCAAGUUACGAACCAGAAAUUUUCCCUGGCCUCAUUUACAGAAUGGUUGAUCCAAAAGUUGUUCUUUUAAUUUUCGUGUCCGGCAAAAUUGUGCUUACUGGAGCCAAGCACAGAGACAUCAUUUAUCAAGCAUUCAAUAAUAUUUAUCCUGUCUUGAAGGACUUUAAGAAGGACGACAAUAUUCAACCAAAGGCCACCACCGAUGAGCAAUAA